Messenger RNA from Ylistrum balloti, 1149 nucleotides. RefSeq lists its product as uncharacterized. Lineage: Eukaryota; Metazoa; Mollusca; Bivalvia; Pectinida; Pectinidae. Bases 1 to 1149 code for a protein of 382 amino acids. The record is from RefSeq and is a predicted model, not a curated record. The transcript is spliced from 5 exons.
AUGGGAAAAACCUUCAAGCAGAGAAUUCAAAAUUUGUUUUCCUGCUGUUCAAUCAAGCCUAAACGACCAGAAGAAGUUGUGAGUUCGCCACCAUAUUAUCCCGAUUUACGCGGACCGUACUUCACAGCCGAGUCGGUCGUAGGCAUUCGAGAUAUCUCUGGGAUCGACCUGUCCACUGUUUCUCACGUGACAUGCCCAGAAAGCUACCCUGUUCCUGUAGCACGUAAUCAGAAGAAAUUUUCCCUGUUUCGUCGUCGAAACAGAGUAGCACCGAUGCCAGAAGGAAUGGAAGACGUCAUAGUCAGAGGAACACUGUGUCAGGACAGCAUUGGGCCCUUAUUCGUUAACCGUCAAUGUACAACCAUGGCAUACGAGGCGUUGGCUUACCAAGCCAGACGAAGACAUCCAGAGACCUGGACCUCCAUGGAUAUCGACAAUAUCAUCCGCCUUGGGCACCGCCAACACAGUCAAUUCCGGAUUGUUGAUAAACUGAGCACCCACAUAGAUCAAAAAGUGGGGGUUUAUCAACUUCCUGAAGAAUAUCAAGUGCGUAAUCUCCCAACGUUUCUGUCCAUGGGAAAUUGUGGCAGCAGCUUGGAACGAAAAGGAGUCACCGCUACGAUGCUUUCAAGUGUUGACGGUUGCUUCCAGUACGAAAACAGGGACUUCGCCGAAGCAUUAUCUGCUGUGUCUCCCGAAUUUCCUGCUUUCAUGGCCAAGACGUUCGAAUCAAACCCCAAGGCAGCCGUCCAUAUGGUUCUUACUAUUGGCGAGUACUCAAUGGCAGUGUGGCGAAGAAAGGACGAUAACAGACUGUGGCUCUUUGAUAGCCACCGGAGGGGCCCAAGGGGAGAUAAUAAUGUGAUCCCGACAGACCCAGGUGCUGCCCUCAUGCGUUCGUUUCGGAAUCUUGACGCCCUCAUGACGCACCUAAUUAUACAGUGUGGAACCAAUUUCUCAUACAGCGCCGCGUUGAUCGGCUAUGAUGAGGUAAAGUCAUGUUCCUCUCAACAAAAUCACGGCUUAGAGAUUGCCAAAUGCGAGUCGAAACUGGGAAGGAUGAGUCACGCGUGGACAGAAUGGAGAUAUAUUGCUAAUAUCAUACCGAAGUCAAACACCACUCACCCAGCAGGGUCCUACACAGAAUAA